This is a messenger RNA of Daphnia pulicaria, 1861 nucleotides long. RefSeq names its product U3 small nucleolar RNA-associated protein 18 homolog (gene wcd). Gene Ontology annotation, molecular function: protein binding. The record is from RefSeq and is a predicted model, not a curated record. Bases 128 to 1807 code for a protein of 559 amino acids. The transcript is spliced from 7 exons. NCBI's taxonomy places the organism in Eukaryota, Metazoa, Arthropoda, Branchiopoda, Diplostraca, Daphniidae. Gene Ontology annotation, cellular component: Pwp2p-containing subcomplex of 90S preribosome; small-subunit processome. Gene Ontology annotation, biological process: rRNA processing.
GGAUGUGGAGUUUGGAAUGACUGUUGCAGACGAAUUUAGUUCAAAUUGAAAAUUACAAGUUUAGAAGCACCCAAGCCAUCAAGCACGUGUUUAUUAAGGUGCAACAAACGAAGAAAUAACACUUAAGAUGGGACGCACAUUUAAAAAAAAAAGUUCAAAACCGAAACCAGCGAAGAAUGACGAGCAACUAAAAGUUGAGUCUACAGAGUUUCAGUUGGAUCUUGGAGCCCUGGAUGGAUAUGAUUUACCAAAUGUUGAUGAAAAUGAAGAUCUUCAUGAGGAGCCAAAAAGUAAGAAAUUGAAACAAUCCAAACCUCAAGUCUUGGGCAUUGACUAUAGGGAAAGAGAAGAAAAGAGACUGGAAGAGUUGCUAUUUGGGGAAUUGUUUAAGAAACUGGAACAAGAACCCCAGUCUAAAAAAGAUACGAGCAAAAGUUCUGCUUCCAAAAAAAAAUUGAGAAAACAAAUCUCCAACAAAGCAUCUAGUGAAGCGAAAGAUUCCCUUCCAGAAGAUGUCUAUGGUAAAAAUCUAGGUUUAAGUUCAACAGCAGGAAGGCAAGCAGUCUGGGUUGAUGAAGAUGAUGAAGAUUUAAAGUGUAAAAAUGUACAGUUUCAAAAAGAAAAGGGACUGGUUGGUGAAAAGGCCACUUCAGAAACUGUAUACAAACAGGUCCUGGAGAAAAGGUUUGCAUCUAUUCAUGGUCAGGUUACUCCUAAAUGGGCUCAACUACAGAAUAAAAAGGGAAAAAAAGACCAGGACAGUGACGAUGAAAAAGAGGAUCUGACCAAAACCGCCACAGAUCUUUUAAGGAAGGAUUCUAUUUCGUUGCCGCAAGAAAUAAUUAAAUUUUCGCGAAUGUUAGAUAUCAAUAAAGAAACUAGAGCAGAAGGACGCGUUAUCAGUUCUGUCGAAUUCCAUAAAAAGCAAAGUGUUGCUCUUGUAGGAGGAAAUUCUGGAGUACUUACACUUUUCCAGGUUGGCGGAUCUUUGAAUGCUAAAAUUCAGUCAAUCACCUUCAAGGAAUUUCCCAUUCACAAGGCUCGCUUCUCGGCGAAUGGGGAAGAAGUCAUAGCUUCCUCGAGCGUGACAGGCAAUAUUCAAGUACAUAACUUGGUGAAUGGAAGGAACACAAUCAUUCCCCAUAACAAGCAAAUGGAAAAGGGAUCGUACAAAGACUUCGUUCUUUCACCCGACGGGAAGCUAAUAGCUUAUCAAGGUCAAUAUGGAUAUAUUCAUUUAAUGAGCGCACGUUCUAAGGAAUGGAUUACAUCUUUAAAAAUGAAUGGAGAAGUGCAUGCCUUGACUUUUAACAUAGAUGGCACUAGAUUGUAUAGUCAUGGAGAAAAUGGUGAAGUUUAUGUGUGGGAUAUGAACGCUAAAGUGUGUGUCCAUAAGUUCGUAGAUGAUGGGUGUAUUAAGGGAACGUCUAUUGCUAUUUCACCCACACAGCAGUAUCUCGCUUGUGGUUCUUCUUCUGGUGUUGUUAACUUGUACAACACUAGUCAGCUAGAAAAUAAUUCACUCCCGAAACCCGAUAAAGUGAUUCUGAAUUUAGUGACGAAGAUAUCCGGCAUUACCUUUCAUCCAAGUUCUGAAAUUGUAUCCAUAUUUUCCUCCGAAAAAGAAAAUGCCGUCAGACUGGCUCACUUUCCAUCAAUGACGGUCUUCAAGAAUUUCCCAAUCCGGAAUAAGGGCACUGCUCGUAUAAACACGAUGGAUUUCUCUCCCAAUGGAGGCUACAUGGCUGCGGGACUAAACAACGGGUCCGCUUAUCUUUAUCGACUACAUCAUUACGAUCAAUAUUAAAUAACAUUACCUUUGAUCCAUGGAUUGACAAAAUAUUACGGGGUUCAAUUUUGA